AUGAACCCAACAUGGGCUGCGUUAACUCGAAGUUCAAGUACAAUUAGAGCAUCUCCUUAUUUCGUUGAGGACUCUAUUUUGUCAUCGCCAAUUGGUCCAUUGGUUUCCCCCAUUAUGGGAUCAGACAUGGACAAAUGUGUCCAAAAGAGGUUUAUUUUUUCUAGCACAAAGCUAAGUGCACUAAAAUCCUCAAUUGGCAUGCAAAAUGUAACGAGCAGCGAGGCUGUGAGUGCACUUCUCUACAAAUGUGCUGCAUUUUCUGCCAUCACUAAUAAUUCAGGAAAUAUCUUUAGCAUAUUCUCCUCACCGAUAUACCACAAGAAGGAAGAACUCAAGUUAUCAAAAUUAGUAGCUGAUAUAAAGAAGUCUAAAAACAACCUCUCCACAAGGAAGAAUGUUGAAGAAAAUGAGUUGGCUAUAGAGAUGCUAGAUGCAUAUAGAACAGGGGAGUCGAUAUUCCAUAAAAGGAAAUGUGAUGUGUACUCUUCAAGUAGCUUAUGUAAGUUCCCAUUUAUACAAGAUUUAGAUUUUGGAUUUGGGAAGCCAAUUAGAGCAAGCAUGGCCAAGGGUCCAUUUAACAAGGCUAUGUUCUUGAUGAGGACAAAUGAUGGAGGAAUUGAAGCAUUAGUUAACUUGAAUGAAGAAGAAAUGUCUGUGUUCGAGCAUGAUGAGCACCUUCUUCAAUUUGCUGCUCCUGUUAACUAUGAACAACAAUAA
Capsicum annuum is the source of this 717-nucleotide messenger RNA. RefSeq names its product acyltransferase Pun1-like. The record is from RefSeq and is a predicted model, not a curated record. The transcript is spliced from 2 exons. Lineage: Eukaryota; Viridiplantae; Streptophyta; Magnoliopsida; Solanales; Solanaceae. The coding region runs from base 1 to 717 and encodes 238 amino acids.